UACUAUAUAAACUGACAUUUCAGUGAAAAAAAAAACGCUUUUGAAUGCGACAACUGCCAUAUUAUGGAUGAUUUGUCUCUGCCUCAACGCAAUGGAUUGGAGUUCGAUACAGUCUCUGUCAAGGAACGGAAAAUAUCAACCAACCUAUCUGAUGGAGAAAUUAUAAGUGAUGAAGAGCCUCCUAAAAAGCUUAGAAAGUUCGAUUACGGGAUUUUGAAUCCAUUCAAAAUCAGCUCAUCCGAUGCAAAAGUCGACGGAACAAACCCCAGCCUGAAGAAUACUUCAAAUUAUUCAACAUCGAAGUUGUAUUUUAAACGUUUUCGGCAACAAACAGAGUGUUCAUCCGACAACGAAAGUGAGUAUUCGACAGAUACUGAAAGUGACUCGUCAACUGAAAUACAAAACAAAGAUAAUGGUCAUUCCAACUACAAUGCGGCGCCAAUUAUCACGGAUUUUGGAUCGGCAACGUAUAGCUUUUGCCGGCACAAAAUUCCUCCGGACAAUUUUCGGGACAUACCGGUAAUACCUCGAACGAAUGUGGAUUUACUCCCCGAUGAAGAGCCAUUCGUCAGGGCAAACAAUACGGACAUGCCUUACGAUAAUGAUGAACAUUAUUUGGAUGUUCAGUUUCGACUGAUGAGAGAAGAUUAUAUACGGCCCCUGAGAGAUGGAAUUUGUAAACUUAACGGUGGUUGCCGACGCAGUGAUUCCGAAGUGAAAUACUAUACGGGAGUUCAGUUUGCUUAUAUCAAACCAACUAUGAAAGGAUUAUUAUAUAGAGUUAAAUUCAGCACUGAACAUCUCAAGAAUGUAUCGUGGACAAAUACAAAACGAUUAAUUAGUGGAAACUUGCUUUGCCUCUCAAAGACUGUAGAUAAGUUUGAAAAAGAUCUUGUGUUUGCUGUGGUUGUGGACAGAAAUCCAAAAGACUUGGUCGAAGGUUUAUUGUGGAUAAAAAUUCUUUACGAAAAUGAAUCAAAGAAUCCGUACAAUAUACCGGUAAAUCCAUUCUUUCUGCGGAAUUCACAAACCACGACAACGGUAAGGAUUAAAGAUAACAUUGAUUACAAUGCGAUUUAUACUAUGGUUGAAUCGGAAGCGUUUUUCGAAGCCUAUACACAUGUGCUGUCGGCACUAAGAGAAACAGAAACAGUUCCUUUGGAUAGAUAUAUUGUCCAAUGCUCCAAACACGUGAAACGUCCGAAGUACAUGAACAAAUCUACAUCUUAUAGGAUCAAGACAUAUUGUACCAACUCUUCAGACGAAGAUAAAACCGAAGUUCCACACAAAUGGAAAACGGUUAGACUGCUAAAAGAUAGUGAAUGGCCCGAUGCAAGUAAACUUAAUCUCAACCAAGUACAAGCAGAUGCAUUGAAAUUGGCUUUGACUAAAGAAUUUGCCGUUAUACAAGGCCCACCUGGAACAGGAAAGACAUACGUUGGUGUGCGAAUCAUGGAAAUUUUACUAGCUAAUGCAAAACAGUGGCGACGCCAUGAGUCCCACUCUCCUAUUUUGAUCGUAUGCUACACAAAUCAUGCACUCGACCAAUUUGUGGAAAGUAUUGAAGAAUAUUGCGAAAAUAUUAUUAGAAUAGGAGGUCGGUGCAACAGCGACGUUGUUGCAAAAUAUACGCUUGCAUCUAUUAAAAAAGAAAUGAAAACUAAAAAGAAAUCUCGAUUCGAGAAUUCAAUUGUUUCUUCUAUAGGUGCCCUGAAGUAUGGCGAGAGUAUUUUUCAAGAAAGUACUUUUCAAAUAGAAGUUUCUCUUCUAGGUGUGCUGAAAGUCGAUCAACUCAAAGAAUUUAUUCCUGAUGUGCUUUACACCCAGCUAUCCGGGGAUACUGAAGAUUCAUCACUUCUACGUUGGCUUGGAAUGCCAAAUCACAUGAUAAGACGUCUCCAAGACUUGAAGCGAUCGUCAAGUAAACAAAAAGAUCAAAGAAGCCCGGCACAUGCCCAUAUUAUGGAGGAAUCGUCAAUUAUAGAAGAUAGAAGAAAUUUAGAAUACGGUGAAUUUCAUGGCAGACAGUCUGAAAAAAAAAAAGAUGACGAAUAUAUUGAUAAAUUGAAAUCAAGGUAUCUUUCGGUAGAUACCGGUAUCCUACGAAAGAUGCUGCAUAAAGCCCAAUCGCAUGAUCGUCGCGAUUUACAAAAAAUUCAAAGGCAGCUUGACAAAACAUCGACAAUGAAUGAUUAUGAAGUAGCCAAUGUUCACGAUCUUCAUGUACUUGAACUUGAAGAGAGAUGGUGUUUGUACAGAAACUGGGUAGAGAAAUGGCGUGCUAGUAAACGAAUCAAUCGCGACAAUAUUUUGGCGGAGAAUACACACAGUCGGGAUGAUUUGACGAAGCAUCGUGAGGAUGAGGAUGAAGAAAUUGUAAAAAGUCGUGAUGUGAUUGCUCUAACAACGACAGGAGCUGCAAAGUAUAGAUCACUAAUCAAUCGCCUGCCUAUUAAAAUUGUGAUUGUGGAGGAAGCAGCAGAAGUUCUGGAAGCGCACAUUGUCGCUGCUUUGCCUAAAACUACACAGCAUCUGAUUUUGAUAGGAGAUCAUAAACAACUUAAGCCUUCUCCAGCGGUGUACGAAUUGGCGAAGAAGUAUAAGCUGGAGAUAUCGCUUUUUGAAAGAAUGAUUAAAAACGUACCACAUGUUACACUUUCAACGCAACAUCGCAUGCAACCGUUGAUUGCUGAUUUGUUACGGCCACAAAUUUACUCCGAUUUGCAGGAUCACUCCAGUGUUUCAAAGAGGAACGGGUGGGAAAAUAUGAGAGGUCUCACUAAAUCAGUGUUCUUUGUGUCGCACAACAUUCCGGAAGAAAACAUGUUAGAAGGAAAAAGUAAGAAAAACAAGUAUGAAGCCAAGUUUUUAGCAAGACUUUGUAAAUAUUUGAUACAACAGCAAUAUAAACCAUCACAAAUAACAAUCUUGGCUAUGUACGCUGGUCAGAUAUCGGCAUUCCGUUCGGUUUUAGAUGAUUCAUGCAAAGAUGUUAAAGUGACGCCAGUCGAUGGAUACCAAGGAGAAGAAAAUGACAUCAUCCUCUUGUCUCUAGUUAGAAGUAAUUCCGAGGGGAACAUUGGAUUUCUUCGUAUUGAAAACAGAAUAUGUGUAGCACUUUCUCGUGCUAAGAAUGCUUUUUAUUGCAUCGGAGAUAUAGAGUUGUUGAAGGAAAAGAGUACGCUGUGGAAGCAUAUUGCAUUGAAAUUGGAACAAUCAGGGUGUAUUGGAGAAUGUCUGGUGCUUAAAUGCCAAAAACAUCCAGAACAUUGUACUCCUGUUAAAAAUGCUGAAGACUUCGACAACGUGCCGGAAGGUGGCUGCAUGGAUCUAUGUAACGCCCGUUUGCCAUGUGGCCAUUCAUGUAAAACGAAAUACUGCCACCCGGGCAACCACGACAACGUCAAGUGUUACGAAAGAUGCACAAGAUCGUGCGAAAGAAAACACCCUUGCACACAAAGAUGUCAAGAGGAUUGUGGGCCAUGUAGGGUUUUGAUACCGAAAAAAGUUCCAAAUUGUGGUCAUGUACAACAUGUCGAGUGUCACCUACCACCAGAAGAAAUUAUUUGCAAACAUAAGAUAAAAAUAAAACUUUUGUGUGGACACGAACCUUUUAUUCCUUGCUACAAAGAAAAAAUUAUGGGAAUUAGGCGUUGUCCAGUUCCGUGUGACAGAUUAUUGAAGUGCGGUCACGUGUGCGGCGGAACUUGCGGAAGAUGUUUGCAGGGUCGACUCCACUUACCAUGCAUGAAACGUCAGAAACGGAGAUUGUGGUGUGGUCACUCGACUGAAUCAAAGUGUGGCACGGAAUUCUUUGUGUGCAAAGAAGAUUGUAAAUUAAGAUGCUCUCAUAGCAGAUGCGAAAGGGAGUGUUGGUAUCUAUGCAGCCCAUGCGCACAACAAUGCCAAUGGCAAUGCCCUCAUUAUAAAUGCACCAAGCUUUGUGGUGAACCAUGUGACCGCCCGAGAUGCAACGAACCGUGUAUAAAAAGACUGAGAUGUAAACACAAAUGUUGCGGUGUAUGUGGAGAAGCUUGUCCAGAUGUUUGCUCCAUUUGUGAUGGAAAAAAAUUUCUCGAAAUAAUAGCGGAAAGCGGAGGAAAUGUGAAUUCUCAACUGAUUCAACUGGAAGACUGUGAUCACAUUUUUUCUUGCGAAGUACUCGACACCUGGAUGGAUUUCCCGGAGGUUGGUUCAGAGCUAAAGCACAAAAUUUGUCCAAAAUGUAGCAAACCCAUAUUGAGGAAUUCAAGAUAUGGAAAUAUCAUCAAAAAAAUAGCAAGUGACAUGGGUAUGGUGAAGCAAGAAAUGAGCAAAUUUAACGAGUUAUCUUUAAACCGAAAGCGAGAAUUACAUUAUAUGUUUGAGAUGAAGUUGAAUAUUGUGGGAUCAAUGGUAGAGGAAGGCUUUCUGGCUGCAGAUGACUAUUGGUAUAUUUGCAAAUUCAAUGAGAAUAUUUUCGAACAUAGCUAUUCGGAAAUUCGUGUCUACGAGCGAAGAAUCCAUAACCUAGAAAUCGUGGCCAAUAUUCUAGGAUCUUUGCCUGAAAAUCUAUCUGUACCUGGGAAAUUAAUCACUGUUUUAAAAGAUCUUAGGGAAAAUAUCAAAGAUCUGACCAACUGGCUGAUGUUGCCACGAGGAAUGUGGACGUAUAGUGAAUAUGAAGAUUUUAUACGCGAUACAUCGAGAAUUAGACAUUGUGGAUGCUUCCUUGAAAUCUGUGAUGAAAUUCAUGAAGGAUAUAGAAGUCGACCCGAAUCUUUUCGUAAAGCAAUUGCUGAAGUGAAAAAACUACUUCUUGGCGACUCAUCAGGAUCGUAUAAACUGUACGAUAAAGAUGUUGUUGAAGAUAUUUUGGUAAAGGAUCUUUUGCCUAAUGUGGAAGGAGUUUCUCUAACGACAUGUGAAGAAAAGGAAAUUUUUUGUCAAAGGCAGGCACCAAACAUAUUUGAGAGAAGAAUAAGAUGCCACAAUGGCCACAUCUAUUGUGUUUCUGCAGGAAAUUGUACACAUUGCAUGGAUUUAUCCAUGUAAUUCGAAGAUAUGAACAAAAUACUAUUUUUGAAAAUUUGGAUUGUGUAAAUUACAUUAUUAUU
Styela clava is the source of this 5096-nucleotide messenger RNA. NCBI's taxonomy places the organism in Eukaryota, Metazoa, Chordata, Ascidiacea, Stolidobranchia, Styelidae. The record is from RefSeq and is a predicted model, not a curated record.